Coturnix japonica (Japanese quail) is the source of this 3393-nucleotide messenger RNA. It is a transcript of the gene TRAFD1, whose product is annotated as TRAF-type zinc finger domain containing 1. Gene Ontology annotation, cellular component: mitochondrion. Gene Ontology annotation, biological process: negative regulation of innate immune response. Lineage: Eukaryota; Metazoa; Chordata; Aves; Galliformes; Phasianidae. The record is from RefSeq and is a predicted model, not a curated record.
CUGUGUUGUGUCUGAAGGUACCGUCCGGCUUCGUUUGCUUUAUGUUCACCUCGACAUCACCAACGUAUAACGCUGACGGGUCAAACUGAUUUUAUUCUGUUCAUAGAACGGUUUGAGUUGUUAAGGGCUCUUAAAGGCCUGCAGUGCUCAGGGACACCCACAGCUCCAUCAGUGCUCACAGCCCCAUCCCCUGACCAUGGGUGCCUGCAGGGAUGGGGCACCUCCACCUCUCUGUGCACCCUGUGCAUCACUGCCCUCAGUGUAAGAAGGAAACACAACCAGACACAACUCGGCUCUCACAUCACACCCCGGAGCCGCUGCCCGGUGACGUCUGCGCCGGCCAAUCGGUGCCGAGGGGGCGGAGGGGCCGUUUGGCCGGUGAGCGGCACCCACCGCAUCCAGUCAGCUGGCGGCGUGCCUCGGGGGCGGGCGCAAGGAGACCGGUAGGAAGCGCGGGGCCGGGCCCGGUACCGGUGGCUGAGUGCGGAGAGCGGGGCCGUUCUGGUGUUAACCCCUGCUGGGGCACUUGUAUCGCGGCUGUUUCGUCUCCCUGUGUCGCUGCGGUAAGCAGGGCUUUCUUUGCUGUCUAUACGAAGCGUGGCCUGUCCCGGCCCCAAUCCACAGCCCGGAGCUGAGAGAAGGAGCCGUUGGCCGCCGCUGAAGCGCGGUGUCCCGGGGCGGAUCGCUGAGUGUGAACGGCCGUACCGGGCAGUUCAUUGGGGCAGCGCUCCGGGGCGGCUGCUGAGUGUACAGCCAGUGGGGGCGGCUCCGCAGAAGCUCGCAGCGAGCAGAAGCGAAACUGCCCGUGUAAGCAUCGCUUUCGGUUCCCGGGAGGAACGCGGCCAUGGCUGCAGUCAUGGAGGAGCAGACCCAGCUGUGCGGUAACUGCAAAAAGGAUAUUCCUGCUGCUAACUUCACCAUUCAUGAAAUCCACUGCAGAAGAAAUCUUGAAGUUUGCCGUUACUGCAAUGAGUCUGUCCCAAAGUCUGAGAUGAAGAACCACAUCGAAUCUGAACACGUGCAGGUUACCUGCAAGUGCAGUAUGAAGGUUGAAAAAAGCCUCUUGGAGGAGCACGAGACAUCAGCGUGCCCUUUGCGUCCUGCAGUCUGCCAGCAUUGUGACAUCCAGCUUACUUUCAAUAAGCUUCAGGAUCAUGAAAGUUACUGUGGAGCUAGGACUGAGAUGUGUAGUGGUUGUGGCCUUAACGUAAUGGUAAAAGAUCUAAAAGAGCAUCCCCAAGUCUGUGGGAAAGAGGUGAAGCGAGUAAGCAAAACAGUGCCUCGCUUUGAGGCAGAGGAUGCAGGUUUGCAUGCCCUUCGAGACAUUAGAAACCAGUUAAGAUCAGAUAACUGUGCUGUGCCUUUGUGGAGAAUGCCCAGGGCACUAGAAAGGCAGAUCUAUAGCGACUCUGUAGGAGACAAAACACUUAAGGACAUUAGAAGAAGAAAUGUUUCAAGAACACAGAGAAAUCAAAAUCAAGAGUAUGGACUGGAGCAGCUGGAGAGAAAUAAAAACACUAACUCACUUUAUGAAGAGCAGAAUGCCAAUUUAGACCACAUGUUGGCUCUUAGCCUUCAGAAUGAGAAUAAUCCUCGCAAUAAUUCUGCGGCAGAGAUUCACAGGGACGUCUGGGAAAACCACUAUGCCAAAGAAUCUGUGCCAUCUUCCUGCCCCAAUGAAACAGACAACUCAAAUACCUUUCCUUAUGACUCUUUAUUGUCUUUGAACACUUCAAACCACUUGAAACGUGAUGAGAUCAUGUUGCCGUGUGAGUUUUGUGAGGAGCUGUACCCUGCUGAAGAUCUGAUUCUUCAUCAGACAGGUUGUAACCCAGCAAGUGCCUUUGCUUCCUUCAGUAAAAGGAGUUCUCUGGAUCCACAAAAAUAUGAUGAUCUGCAUAAUAUUGGGUACAACAGCUAUAGGUCUGAUUAUUCAUCCCGGUACCAAGCUGUCCAGGAAGAAGGAAACAUUAUCAUUCCCUGUGAAUUUUGUGGCAUCCAACUUGAAGAGGAGAUACUUUUUCAUCAUCAGGAUCAAUGUGACUUGCGCCCAGCCAACCCAGCAGACAACUUUGCAUCACAGCAGCCACCAUCUCCUCAAAACAACAGAGAGAGAAGAGAAUCACCAGAGCUGGCUCGGAGACGAAUCAGGCAUCAAGGAGAUGUUUCUUCUCAGUGCUUAGAAGGCUUCAGGCAGCAGAGGCUCAAUAAUCCUACAGGAGGGAACAAGGCAUUGAGUAAUGCAGCAAAUGCCAGGAGUGCACCACUGACCUCUUCUGGCACUGGGAGAACUAGUGAUGCCCCGAACUCGAGAGGGAAGCCGAGGAAGGUGGCUGGUAAUGAGGGAAGGCUGAAGAACAGAGGUGCGGGUGAACCUGCUGUUGGGGCAAUAGCACGUGUAAGACCUAUUCAGAACCUUCAUUCAGAAACCUUCUCAUCCAGCUCGUCCAGGACUUCUCCAGCCCAGCCAAGCAUCAGAAGUGAAGGAGGAAGGAAGCCAGAGAUGUCAGAUGUUCCAGUUGGCUUCAGGAGCAGGAAGGUGAAGGCAAAGCCCCGGAGCCCUGAAUCUGGGUAUCCAGAAGAAGAGUGAUCUACCACACAUGAAAAUGUUACCUAGCACUCUACGCACUCUACUAUGCACUAUAGUACUUACUUAUCUGAACGCAAGUAAUUGCUAUAUUGCCAUAUCAUUGAAAACUUUGUAUGAACUUAAAUUUUUAUGGGCAGUGAUCGUUUUAUAUAUGUAUUUUUUAAUUUGUGAGCGUAUACUACAGGUUUUUACUUCUGUGACCAACACUAGCGAUGUUCUAAGAUAUGCAUUUGCUAGUACACUUCUACUUAGGGAACAUCAUUCUGUUUCCAUACUAGCUUUUUGCAGCACCCACUGAAGAGAAUUUAUUUUGUCAUACUCAUCUCUAGGUAUGUUUCCUGCUUGCUCAGUGCUAGUUAUCCUGAAGGUAGCAAUGCUAUGAGGAUAUGCAAAGCAAGCUCUCAGCCAGGACUAGGUGAGGGAUGUGGGGCAGUAGCUUGUCAGAGCCCUCUGUGCAAUUCUCUGUGCUGGUGCAUGGGGAAACACCCAGUGCUGUGAGGGGGGCUGGUCUGUGGCAUAUUGAAUCUAGCCCUUUGGAGUAGUGAACAGCUGAAUAGAGAGGGACAGGGAGCUACACUGCUACCUCACAGUUUCCUGUUGUACACGAGCAGCUCUGGAUGGUCCCUGUGGCACAUAAGGCAGCUGCACGUCCCAGUUUGUUACCUGAAAGGCUUAGGGCAUCAUGACUUCUAUAGAGGAUGAGCUCUAAUCCUGGGACUGUAUGGUAAAAUGCUUUUUAAUGCUGUAUUAAUUGAUGCUUUUUAGAACUCCUUGUAAUAAAUUUGUCUAAUGAUGUCCUGAAA